Molecule: messenger RNA, 12852 nt
Organism: Micromonas commoda
Lineage: Eukaryota; Viridiplantae; Chlorophyta; Mamiellophyceae; Mamiellales; Mamiellaceae
Exons: 1
Coding region: 1-12852 (4283 amino acids)
Biological process (GO): phosphorylation; nuclear-transcribed mRNA catabolic process, nonsense-mediated decay
Cellular component (GO): nucleus
Molecular function (GO): protein serine/threonine kinase activity; protein binding
Source: RefSeq, a predicted model, not a curated record
AUGGCUCCCUCUGGCCAGAAUCGCCCCCGCGAAGGGGGCAGAGGCCGAGGCCGCGAUGCGAGCGGUCGAGGCGGCCGCGGCCGCGGCGAACGCGGCCGUAACCCCGGUAGAGGCGAUGGUAGCAUCGGCGGCGCCGCAGCCGCCGCCCGAUGCCGGCCACCCCCGGCCGGGGAGAUACCCGACUUCGACGGGGGCUUCGUCUUCGUCGCUCGAGAGACGAUCGCCAAAGAGGCUUUCGACAAGCGCCUGAUUGGCAUGGGCGAGGAUGGCGCGUUCAUCCUCGAGAACGACGUCGCAUCCACCAACACCGCCGUGUUCAUCUGCACCGUCAACGACGACGGCGCGGACCACCGGGUGAUGCUCGACGUCUUCAAGCCCAAGCGUCGCGCGGGCGCCCCCGAGGGCGCCGUGUUCUCGCGCGCCGCCAACAGCGAACCCAUCGACCCGACCGCAUUCACGCGGUCCCAACGCGGCAUGCCCGCGCAGAUCAAGGUGCGACCGUGGCCCAUGGGUUCCUCCAGGGGUGCCGUCAGGGGUGCCGUCAGGGGUGCCGACGCGACGACGCUCGGUCUCCACCGAUACCUCCCCGCGCGUUUGUUCGGCAGGUACCUCGGCGCUCGCUUAGCCGCAAGGCUCGUGGACGAGGGCGCCGAUGAGAUGCCGGUGGUCCUCGACGCAGCCGAGGCGCGUGAACUGGCGUGGGCGCUCGUGCAGGCGACCGGUCGCGACGCCUCCAGGGCGACGGACCGCGCGACGGGGGGUGCCACCGCGGUGCCCGCGACGGGUCCCGGGGAGAUCGCCGUGAAGGUUCGCCAGAGGGAGAAGAGGGACCAUCCGGAGGUUGGCGGCGGCACAGCUGGCGGACGAACCGUCACCGUCGCGAGAGACGGGAGGUUGGUCCAGGUGCCCGUGUUACGGAUCGCGCCCGCGCAACUCUCGCAGCAAAAGGUCACGACCGACCUCGAUAUCGCCCUCGACAUAAAACGGGACGACGCCGCGCGGAUCGCCGCGCUCAAAGCCGUAGGCGUCGCGUGCCAAGGCGCGGGGGGACCGGGCAUGUUUCGAGACGGCUACGACUGGGACGCGAAUUUUGUAUCCGAGACAAAGUUUGAGAAGCUGGCCAAGGGACUCCGCUCGCUGGAACACGAUCGCGUGCGUGAGAUCAGGACCCUCGCGCCCGCGGUGUUGGGAACUGCGGCGUGCGCUUACAUUCGCGGCUACGCGGCGGCGCACUCCUACAAGUACCACUCCGACAGGCUGAGCGUGCCGCACGGAAAAUCGCUUUUCCCGAUGAGUGGAAAAGUCAAACCACCGAAUCCAUCCGAUAAAAAAGCCUGGAAACGCUUUGUCGAUGAAGAAUACACGCCGGCUCGAAACGCCGUGUGGGAGAGGGAACGACGGGUCAGGGAGGGCGAGAUACCGGGCGACUCUACCACCUUUCGGGACUUCGAUAUGCAAUUCUUCGAAAUCAUGUUCGUCACCAUCGCAGAGCCAGUCGACACGGGUUCAGGGCCAGCCGAAUGUCGGGAUGCCGAAGAGAUGAAGAUGGAGGUGGAGCAAAAGGAAUUUGCCAUCGAAGCAGUGUGUGCCUGUCUCGCGCCGCUCAUGGACGCGAUCCUCGAUGCUAAGGUGGCGGUAGAUGUGGACGGCGAUGACGCCUCCAUCGUGCGGCAUUCCAAUAUGCUGCAUAUCCUUUGGCAGCGCAUACCACCCCUGCUCGAGUCAUGCGUGUCAAUGUUGAACGAUCCUCACGUGGAUGAGGAUAUGUUGCUGCCGAUGUUCAGGCUGUUUUCCAUUCUGACUAGAGACCUCACGAUAAAAUCGCUUUUCCUGGACGACGUUUCCGCGAGGUGGACGGAAGAAGGCUCGCUACCCGCGGGUGACACGUCAAAAACUUUUCCGUCGAUGCGCAUCAAUGUCGCGGCAAAAGAGUUUGACUUGCCGUGGCGGCAUAGACAUGCAGUCACGUUUGAAGAUUUUGUCGAUGCGAUCGUCCCUUUGGCAUGCUGUCAUCGCCGUGACGGUUCUCGUGGGUUUAACUGUUGGGUCGAGGCGUGUGAACUACUCUCCAAAUUCAAGCACAAGUGGAACCGUCCGACAAGCACCCAACGCGCUCACCAUCGUAAACUGCUGCAUCGGCUGAUGCAGUACUGCAUCGAGCCAGACGAACUACAAUAUGGAUGCACUGCUAUUGAUCCCGAUCCGAUUGCUGUCGCUCAUUGCUUCCGAUCUUGCAUGGGCGAUAUCUGCGAAACUGCUUGGGAGGAAGCGACGUCUCUUGCAUAUGCCCUGAUGUCACACGCUGUUCGUCUCAAAAUUUACAAUGAGAUAGAGUGCAGCGAAGAUCGAGAGAUCCUAUAUCGUCGAUCUAACAGGUGGCUUGUCUCAAGCUCACGCGCGACUUGUCAGGCGAUUAACAGGUGUUAUCCGGAUUAUGAUGUCUUCUGGGGAAUUUUCAUAAUGCUAGGAAGCCUUCUCGUCAGACUUCUGAACGGAUCAGGAUGCUCAGGAGAUAAGCUCGCACAGUUGGAGAAGGCGACUUUGAAGGAAAAGCAAACGGCGAUGAAAACUGUCGCGGAUAAAUGGGAAUUUUUGCAAGGGCAAUGUGUCGAAGUCGCAAACAGCUUCGUGUAUCAUACUUUCCCGAGCUUCAUAAACUCAUACUGUGGUACAAAUGAAAUGGACUCACCGGAAACGCACGUGCAGACAAUUUAUGCUAGUCUUGAAGGCAUGCUUGCUUGCCUAAGAUUUCACAACCCUGACCUUGAAAACAUCGACCUCGACAGCGAACCAGAGCUCCCUUUUCAUCUCGGUGAAGGUGUUUUUCGGACUGUGCGUUGGGUUUCACAAAGUAACGAUCCUGAGACUGCACUGUGUGGUAAAAUGGCAUAUUUGGAAGCAGCGAAAAGCUCCAACGUCGCUGUCCGCUUCAUCGUUUCGCGAGCAUCAAGGAUUUUAUUUGAAUCCGAUCUCGCUUUAAUCAAGACGAGCCUUGAGAAGAAAAACACAAGAACAUCGAUUGCAGUUAUAGAAGCGUUGGUACGCGCCGUCGAUCUCGAUCUCGAUGUGUUCCUCUGCUUAUGGAACGGAUCAGGCGGGACAAAAAUCGAUCACAGAGUCAGGUCGGAGAUUGCGCGUUUGCUUUAUUCCCGCCUGGCUCCCGGGGAGUUGCUUCAUGACCGCCUGGCUCCCGAGCAGAUCAUCAAGAGCCAUCCAGUGCUAAAACCCUUAAUUGACAAGUUCAUCACUCUGAAGUGGAAGAUUGAUCUAUUUGACACCGCUGAAUUCGAUUUCGACUCAAAGGCGGAGGCCCUACUGCUGCCGGCUUUGGAUCCAGACACCGCGGAUGGUAAGACCCUCACAGCACUUCGGACGCUCCUCGAGGACAAGGCAUCGGCUAAGGUUUACAUGCACAAAUCGGAGAAGAUUUUCGAUAAGGUGCGCGAACUUGCAGAGGAAUGCAAGGACCCAGAAGUUCGCAUCGCAGCCGCCGAGCUUCUGGUGGAUCCCGUGAUCAUUCCCCCUGAUGACUGGAAUGCGGAAGUUCGCAUCAUCUGGAACGUGCACCGAACGGCGUUGAGAUGCAUCGGCGACAAGGUGAAGAUGGUCCGAGAUAAGUGGGCUGCGGCGCUGCCUGGACUUUCGCUUGCAGCUGCCUGGAGAACGGGCAAGAACCUAUGCGACACACCGCAAUGGGUGACAAGCUUCGCGCUCGCGGCCAGGCGCGCCAAUUUUCAGUCGGCUGACCUGAAAAGUAUCUUGGACGCGCUCAUGAGCAAGGACAUGACCAAGGUGGCUCCCGCAACUAUCCGGAAGAUGCUCGAUCGAGCGGUGAAGGUUGCGCCGCCGCCAACGCGCCAGGAUCCAGUGGCGGCAUCGCUCACGUCGGUUGGCGGAACACUUCUGAACGCCGCCGCUGCGGACAGGGCCGAGAUGCGAGGCGCUGUUGAGACGCCGGCGGUGAGAAUAUCGGAACCCGCGCCGAUGGAUGUGGACUCCGAGAAGGACUCGGACUCAUCGAUCGAUCUCAACGCAAUCUCCAUCAACGAUGACGCGGUGAUGUGGUGGGCCGUGCAGGAGACUGCGCGGCAGUGCGUCAGCGCGAGGCUCCGCACACACUAUGGCAACGCCUCCGAGACGCUUUCAGUCAUCGAGCAAAGCCUUCGAGAAGUGCGGCACGCCAAGACGCCGACGGUCGCGGGUGCCAAAAACGUACCGCGGACAAAUGCGCACAGCAUGACGGGCACGUGGCUCCUCUUGGAGUUCGUUCAGGCUCUCGAGCGUCAGAUGUACAAUGCCUACGAGGGUACACUCAGCUUACCGCCUCCCGGCAAGUCGGCGGCGAGCUUCUUCAGGCUCAACAAGCAGAUCUGCGUUGACUGGCUGCGGCGCAUCAAAGAAGCCUCGCUGGGUGCCGCGAAGAGCUGCGGCAACGUCGCUGUGGGCGCAAACAUCGCGUUAUCGCGAGUCCAAGGCGCCUUCAAGACGCUAGAGCGCCGCGUGGAGAAGGCUGCAAGACGGCGGGCUGAGGCUCCCGCUCGACAUCUUGAGCUGAAAAACGCUCUCAGCGAGGCAAAUGUCCGGCUCGGCAAGGCUCACAAGCGCCACGGGCUGGUUGCCGCGAGGUUGGAGCGCGCGAGGCAGCUGGUGUCGGAGCGGAUGAAUGCAAACAGGUCGAGGCAAGAGAUCGACAAAGCCAGAGAGAAGGUUGAUGAGCUGAGGGAAGAGGUCAAGGAUACGAAGGAGGACCGCGAGAAGCUGUACCGCGAGAAGAGUGAAGCUCAGGACAAGUUGAAAAACUUUGAGCGGAAGUCCGCUGGGGAGGAAACCGACUCCGAGAAGGACGCUGUGGCUUUUGUCUUCCGCGCGAUUAGCGACGCCGUAUCGCUGUUGGUGUCGUUUGGUGAGCCAGACCUGCUGAUAGGCCUGGCGGACUGGUGUGAGCCCCGAUUGAGGUCUGCGGGCCUGGAUGGCUGGCUCCCAACUUCCCAUGAUACAACCUCCGACGAUGCGUUCAGCAAGAAGGCUGAGGGCCUCCUCGAUUGGGUCCGCGCAGCUGCGCUUGAGGCGGAUGGACGUCACGAGGAGGCUGCUGAGAGAUACCGACAGUUGCUCAAGACUCCUGUCAAGAUUGAAUCCGCCUCUGUGCGUGCAGUGGCGAAGCGCCUGACGCAUGCCUACGCCUCCGUGUGCGACUGGGAUGGUCUCGACGAUUGGCGAAAAGAUCUUCGCAACAUUCAGCAAGACGCCGAUAAGGCGGGAUCCAACGAGUUGACCUCGGCGCUCAAGGAUGUCGAUGUGAAACCGGAGUUACUCGGAGCCUGGGCAAAUUUUGAUCGGUAUCAGUUUGCAAGUGACUGCAAAUCACUUCUAAACGUCCCUAUUAGGAUUUCCGAGAAGCCCCCCGCUUCACCGAUGGAGGUUGUCGAUGUUCUCAAUCACGCGACUCAGCGUCAUCUUGAGGAGCUGUUCGUGCGCAAUCCUCUCAGAGACCCACCUGAGAGGAUUGCCGACACCAGGAAACAGUUGCAGACGGCGAUGAAGAAAAUGCAGGAGCCAAUGCGGCUGUCCAACCUGAUGGGUUCGCCUGGGGUGACUGAGACUCUGCACCUUGAACUUGCCACCGCCGACUUAGUUUGCGCAGCAAAGCUCGACCAGUAUCAACGUCUCUUCGGGGCCUCUCCAAAAUCCCACGGGGCUGUCCAGCGUCAAGCUGCGUGGAUCAAGCUUUGCAGGGUGCUGAAUUCUCUUAGUCUCAAGAACGGCGAUGACUGGUCGCGGACUGCCCUUUUGCAGAUCCCUUUCGCAUCAACGGACGACUCGCCCUCGGCCAGACUCCUUAUGGAAAUCCUCUCUUGUGCUGAAAAACGGGGAAACUCGAAAGUUGUCUGCAAAAUCCUAUGUCAAAUUGAAGGGUCACGAGACCCUCAGAGUAGUGCUCAGCUUGAUCUGGAAUCCGCUUGGUUGAGAAGUUAUCCGCUUGAGAAGUUAUUUGAUGACAGCGAGUUCAUUGAACACGUGUUCAAGAAACAUUCUCUCUCUUCAAAGUUCGAAGAUAUCAAGAAAGCCAGUUUCAGCAGGACUCGGUCUCACGAUCUGUACGAAAGCCUCGUCAAGCAGAGCGCGGUGGAUCUUGAUGCGCAAUUGGCACGCCACGAAAAGAUCUUGAAAGACAUACAAGGGAGAACUGAUACUGACAGACUGAGACAUCACAUCCAGGUCAUGAAAGACUUGAUUCCCCUCAAGAGACGAGAGGACGAGAUUGACAGAGAGCGCGCCCGAAUUUUGCACAAUCCUGAAGAACACUUGCCAGCAGGACUGCGGCAAAACGUGGAGCCGAGGAGGGGUGCUCUUCUCAAGAAGGUGGCUGAUUGGGAUCUGUUUGGUGAUCGUCACGAUGAAAACGCGAAAGUGUGGCUCGAGUACGCCAGAUUCUUUGACGAUUUCUAUCGACGCGACAUAGACGAUCCGAACGAUCCGAACAAUCCGAACGAUCCGAACGAUCCGAACGAUCCCGCACCCUGGGGUCCAAAACGCCGCGACAGACAUCCAAUCUCAGCGGCGGGUGUCGAGGACAUUGACGGAGUUUGCGGCGAGCCGACUCCAAUCGACCGCGGUGCGGAUGUGAAGGAAGUCACGCACCUUCUCGAGGUUGCCAACGCCUAUGCGCAGUAUCUCGUCAGAAACAAAUCCCUCGAUAGAGACACGGAGUUGGAUCGGCAUCAUGCCAUGGUACGUCUCCUCGACCUGGCAACCAGUCAACAAAUUGGUGAGAGGGACGAAAUGACCAAGAUCUUUCAGGAAAUCCCAACGCUGACUUUCGGUGACUUCAUUCCUGAGCUGAUUAACCUACUCCACUCGGACGUCCGAACGGUUCGGGAAAAUGUCACGGCUGUGCUGGUGCGCGUAGCCAAGGAAAUCCCGCGUGCAUUGUCCUACGCCAUCGCGGUGGAAGCUGCGGCGGCGGAUGAUGAGGCAGAUGCAGCCAACGAACUCGCCAUGAGUACCGAGGAUAUCCCAGAGGCUCUUGCCGCGGUGCGCGAGCGCUUUGCCAGCGCAUCUCGCGCGCUCGAGGCCAUCGGCAGGAUCAAGUCGGUCCUGAACAUCCGCCAUCCGCGACUGUUCGCAGACGUCACGCUCAUGGUGUCGGAACUCGGGCGCCUGGCGGUUUUGCACGAUGAGGAGUUGCUGACGUCGCUGCAGGAACUCCACGGCGACGUGACCCGACGAAUCGCCUCGAUACCCGAGUCCUCGGAGACCCUCGGAGACUCGCCGGAGACUCUGGAGCUGGUGAUGCGCCCCGCGGUGGUCGAGCUCGAUCGACUCGUCCGCGAGGCUCUCUCCGGAACCGGGUUUGUCACCCCCCACGUCAAGUCUUUCGCCAGAAAAUACCGCGACGGCUUGCUAGACGCCGCGGAUCAGUUCAGAAGGUCCAUCGCAUCCGACCCGUCCGCGGGUUGGCGCGCGGUGAAAGAGCAGAUGGUGCAUCUCGCGCGCGGUCUGGAGCGCAAACGCGAGCUGAGACUGAAGAACCUGUCCCCGUCGCUCGCGAAACUGGGCACUCGCGCCGGCGGUUUCACGGCGCCGAUGCCCGUGGGCUACGGCGUCGACAUCGUCUCCGUCGGCUCCGACGUCACCGUGCUCCCGACCAAGUCUCGCCCCAAGCGCAUCACCCUCCUCGGCUCCGACGGCGAUCUCCGGAUGUUUCUGCUCAAGGGGAACGAGGACCUCAGGCUGGACGCGAGACUUAUGCGAUUCGGCGAAAUCGUCAACGCCGCGCUCUUCUCCGACGAAGAGGCGCGGCGGCGGCGGCUGAGGUAUUCCACGUACUCGGUGACGCCGCUCGCGGGGAACAGCGGGCUCAUCCAAUGGGUGCAGAACGCGACGCCGAUGUCCGCCGUCUUUGCGGGAUGGCAGCGACGCGCCCGCGCGGCGUCCGCGCUACCCCCGCCCGGCGCCGUCCCAACCGACUGGCGCCCCGCCGACCCACCCGAGGCUUCGAAGACCAAGCCCCUAGAUCUCUUCUACACUCGGGUGUCCGCCGCGCUUCGCGCCGCGGGGGUGACCACCGCCGCGAAGCGCCGCGAGUGGCCCGCGGACGUGCUGCGCGACACGGUGGAGCGGAUGCGCGCCGAGGUUCCGCAGGAUUUUCUCCACCGCGAGCUGUGGUGCGGCGCGCCGACGUCGGCGGCGUGGCUUUUAAAAUCGAUGCGUCACGCGAGGUCGGUGGCGACGGCGUCCGUGGUGGGCCACCUCGUCGGCCUGGGGGACCGGCACCUGGACAACGUCCUCGUCAACCUCGCCACCGGCGACGUCGUCCACAUCGAUUACAACGUCUCGUUUGACCGCGGUUUGACGUUGCCGGUGCCGGAGGUUGUCCCGUUUCGUCUCACCCCCGUCUCCGUCGCCGCGUUUGGACCGACGGAGACGCACGGACCGUUCAGAUGCGCCGCGGAAACGGCGCUGGCGGCGCUCAGGAGACCGCCCGCGAGGCAGGCGCUGCUCGGCGCGCUCGAGCUGCUGACGAGGGAACCGCUGACGGACUGGAUCGAUGACGGCGCCGGUGCCGGUCCGACGGCGCGCGGGCCGGGGAGGAAGCACGCGAGGAGGGGUGACCUGGCGAGGGAGCACCAAGCCUUAGACAUCGCCGCGGGCCUCGAAUCGUUCGCCGCGAAGAUUCGUGAAUCCGCGCUGGCACCCCAAGCGGGCUCCGUAUGCGGCUUUCCUUCGGAAUUCUUCGAGCUCGCUCGCGAAGUCGACGGGAUUCUCGCGGAGCUGCGGGGACGCGCCGCGGAGGACGGCGCCGCGGUCAUCGCGGCGGCGGAGGCGGCGGAAGCGGCGGAGGCGGCGAGGUUGGACGCGCGGGACGCGGCGGCGGAGGCGGCGCAGGCUUCGGACGCCGAGGAGUUCUCCACGGCUGGCGUCUCCGUUUCCAACCUCGACGACGCGAUUCGGAAUUUGUCGGAACACGCGGCGGACGCCAGGUCUUGGUCCGACAGGCACGGGCGAGCGCUCGACCGACUGGCGCCCGCCGCGAAGGUGCUGUCCGAGCUACGGAACAGGACGACGACGACCGCGAACGACGGCGGGGCGCCCAUGCUCCGCGCGGCGGCGUUAACGGCGUCGUUGGCGCUCAGCAACGAGCUCCAAGAGGCGGCUUCGAAAAUCGACGUCGAGGGCGUCGGGCUCCUCGCCGCCCGCGACGAGGCGACGGACGCCGCCGCCGCCGCGCUCGAGCGAUACAACGCGUGGGUGACGUCUAACCUGCCCCCGUCGUACCCGGAAUCCGAUCGACGCGCGGUGUGGGCCAAGGCGCUCGAGGAGGCGCGAGACGUGUCAGUCCGGGGUCCCUCCGGGCUCUGUCCGGGCUCUAUCCGCGACGCCGUCGAAACGUUCCGUCGGCUCAUCGACGGCGCGAGUGCUCCGGACGAAUCCGGAGCCAUCUCGUGGGCGCGAUACUGCGCGGCGACGGGCGCUUGGCACGAACGCGAGUCGAGGACGCUGCCGGCACUUCGAUACCAAGCUGUUAUAGCAGCGAAGGAGUGCAAGCGUCACGCCGCCGCGGGCGCGCGCCGGUGGGACCAGAGCUUCGGGCAAACCGUGGAUCGCGUGUUUCGCGAGAUGCGCUCUGAUGAGAUGGAGGGGACCCGGGAGAGGCCGGCGCUGAGCUGGCUCGUCGAGUACGCCUCGCGCGCGCCCGUUCGCGCCGGGAGGGCGGAUGACUCGAGGAUGGCGGUGACUCACCGGGCGGUGACUCACCGGGCGACGGAACCCCCGCCGGGAUCGAGCGAGCCGUCUGCGGAGCCCCGGGCGUCGUUUGCGCUCUCGUCCUCCUUGGGGUUCUUCGGUGACAUGGGGGGCGACGGCGAGGAGCUGGGCGGCCUCAGCGACGGGGACGACGACGGUUCGCUCGAGAAUGAAAUGUCCAACCUUCGCGUCGAGGAGGAUCUCGACAUCGAGGAGUUGAUGCGCGACGGCGGCGACUCUCAGGCGCCCGAACCUCGAACCGACCGUUACGACGACCGUUACGACGACGACGACGCGAGCGUUGGGACCCUCGAGGAGCGCAUCGCCGCCAUGCCACGCCGCGAAAGAUCCGCGGUGCUCGCGGCGGCGGUGUACGGCGCCUUCAACUCGGACGAUUACCGCAAAAUCAUCCGUUCGCAGCCGGCGAGUUAUCACGAGUUACCCCCGGCCGCGUUCAUCGAUUCGGUGAUGGACGCGGCGACGCUGCCGCACAGGGUGAUGAAGCACGUCCUCCCCGUCGUUCUCGACCCGCGCGCGGUCGAUCCGAUGCGAAGUAUGCGCAUCGUGGAGGCUGCCCGCGCGGCGCAGGCCCUGGAGCGACGAGCGUUUGACCCGAAUGACGGGGCACCGCGUUUGAUUGAUGAGCGUAUGGCCCUUAGGAGGGAGUGCGGGCAGUUGGCUGUUGAGUUGCGAGCGCUGGUGAAGUCUCUCGCCGAGGACGCGCCGAUGCUCUCCGAGGCGCUUCUGACGCACGUGUGCCGUGAUACCCUGUUGUUUCCGGGGGGUAAGACGGAAUUCGGCUCACCCGAAAAUGCUCACCCGAUGUAUUCCGUAAAGGCGCUCUCCAAGCUCGUCACCCGCGUGCUCGCCGCCCACGGCGCGCACGUUUCCGGGGAUUUGAGGGAGGAGAACAUCGUCAACGGGGAACACGACAUCGGGGGCAAGCAGGAGAUCGUCGUCGCGACCGUCUUGAAAGAGGCUGAGGAAGCAGCGGACGUCAUCGACACGUGGAUCGUACAGGAAAGUCUCGAAGAAACCGUCGCGAGAGUCACGUAUGACCUCGUCAACUCUACCGACGGCGUCUUUAUCGAAACCCCUAAACCCGAGCAGGAGAGGGUGUACGAGGCCACGAAGGACGAGGACGCCAUGGCAACCGCGAUGCUCGACGCCGCGCUCAAGGCGAUGUGCGAGAUUCGUCGCUCCCGCGCCGAAGCCGACUUGGCGCGAUGCGAGCUCACGCACGCCGCGUCCGACGCGGCGAUUUCGCGCGCCGAGUGGCUCCUGGAGUCCCGGCUGGAGCGGGGCUCGAUGGGGAGAUGGGGCGUCGAGGCUGACCCGGCGCGGUCGAGGCGUUGGAGGUCUAAACACCUGGACGACGUCGCGACGGCGGGCGCGGAGCUCACGUCGGCUGACAUCGCCGUCAGGGACUGGUCUCGGAGGGCGGCGGCGGUGGAACGGUCCGUGGUUGAAUUUUUCCAGUUUGGAAGCACCGAUGCCGACCGGAUGGAUACGUUCAAUCGCGUUCUGGAGGAUCGCGUCCGCGCGCUGCGGGAUUCCGAUCAGCGCGCGGCGACGUGUCGACAGCUGUGCGAGGGCGUCGAGUCGUUUGAGCGGUGCAGGGAACCCGAGCGGGAAGCCGCCGCCGAGUCCGACCUCCUCCCCGAGGGCUUCCUCGACUUUUCGUUCGACGCGGCGCUGGACGAGGACGACGUGACGGGAGACGUCGUCGAGCGCGGAGACGACCUACCUAAGUUGGCGGCGUCUGGGAUCGCCAGGAACCCGUUCAAACGCAGGGGCGACGAAAAGAGGGAGAUCGUUCCCGAGGAGAGGGAGCGAAAGCCCGAAAGGUCCAAAAAGUCCAACCGAGACGUCGCCGGCGGCAGAUGGGAGAAGACGUACGAGUUGGCCAUCGAGGAGGUCAUCUUGGCGUGCGAGGAGGUUUUGGAGACGGCGGAGCUGACGUCGGCGGCGGGACCCGAGGCGGAGGAGGCGGCGGUGGCUCGCGCCGAGGCCAAAGCGAAGGCUGAGAGGGCCCGGGAACUGGCGAGAUUGGCGGAUGAGAAGAGUCGCGCCGUCGUCGACGACGUCGGCGUCGUCGCUUUUGUCGAACCGAGAUCGCGCACCCGGGAGCUCCUCGAGGAACUUCGCGAGGCGAUGAUAAGGUACCGAAGUUGCCGAGGAAUCGACGUUGGCGAGGAGUUUGAAAUGUUGCAGUUCGUCGCGGAGACCGGGCAGCACCUCGAGGGGCUCAACGCCGUCUUCGCCAAGGCACCCGCGGACCUGGCGGAGGCGUGCGACGUGGAGAACGCUGAGCACUUCGCCGGCGCGGCGUCGGACCUCCUCCGGGAGUUCGAGGACCGACUCGCGGAGAUGGACGCGUUGGCUAAAAAGGCUCGUCAAGUCGCGGAUGAAGCCCUACGCGGAGCGAAACCCGGCAAACUCGUCGCGAAACCCGGCAAACUCGUCGAGCAUUCGCCGCAGUUUGUCGACGCCGUGCGCUGGCUCGCGCUCGCCGGCGCGGACGUCAAACGCGGCGAGGCCCUGCGCGACACCGCGACCGCGCUCCGCGAUACCCUGACGCGCGCGCAGGAGACGGCGAGGAACGUCUCGAUCGCCAUCAAGGAACACACGGGCCUCGGCCUCACCGCGAUGUCGACCCGGGACGACGACGCCGAGAAACCGACGCGUAAGAUGAAACAACCCGUCGACUCGUCCGACGACGACGACGACGUCGCAUCCGCGACGACGACGACCGUUACGACGACCGUUACGACGACGACGACGAUCGCGGCGAACGAGCGCCGCCGCGGCUCCGCGCCCCGUCGCUGGCGCGGCGGUCGUCACCCGACGGCCGUUCGCCUCAUCUCCGUCGUCGCGGCCAAGCUGGCGGGUCGACCCAAGCUCGUCGAGGCGCUCAGGCGCAACGCGCUGGCCUCCGUACCGCCGACGGUUCCGUCCCCGCCGGGCGGCGAGGACGCUUUGGCGGCGGCGGCGAUCGCGGAGACUCCGCUGACGGCGAAGGAGGACGUCGACAGGUUGGUGGCGCAGGCGACGGAUCCGCGCGCGCUCGCGUCCAUGUACGAGGGCUGGUGCCCGUGGCUGUAG